AUGUGGAUUGCGACACCACCUACCAGCGGUAGUAGUUGGGUGAGACGACGAAGAUGGUUUCGUGUAAUGAAACGUAGAUCUGACUCUAUGGAGGCUGGUGUAAAUUUUUCACUACUCCAACCAAUUAAAAGUUAUGAUGAUCCUACUGAUUAUUUGAAAAGAGCAGCAGAUAUUAUUAAUAAAGAAAUUGGCAAAGGCAAGGCUGUUAAUUUACAGGACGAAUUAACUCGGUAUCAAGACGCAAUUAAGAUUUUGAUGAAUGGCAUAAACUCUGACACGAAUAUGCAGCGAAGACAAGAAGCCUCUUCAUUAGCACAAACAUUUCUCAAACACGCAGAAUUUCUUGAAAAUAAACUUGGAGAUGCUCGAUCUUCAGAUGAAUCAACGAGUCCGACAUCAAAAGAUUUAUCAAACAUAAGUAGAUCAAAUAGUGGCAUUGCAAAUCAACUGAAUAAUUUUCGCUCAGAUUCAACUACAAGUCUUAGUAGUUUUCAAACUGUUGAUGAUCCCUCAUGGACUACAUCAAGUUCAAAUUUGGAUGCACGCAGUUCAUCAAUCUUCUCGGGGUCAACGUUAUUACAAUCGACAGGCGUUGUGACAGGUAUCAGUAAAUUGAAUGCGUCUGCGACUCCAACAUCUAAUCCUGGUUAUACCUGGGAACAAGAUGAGGAUGUUCAGGAUUGUCGUCGAUGCCACAAGAAAUUUGGCCUGUUGAAUAGAAGACAUCACUGCAGAAAAUGCGGCCAAGUCGUAUGUGAUGGAUGUUCUACAGCACGUGUGGAAUUAUCUCCCGCACAACUUAUAUUUGAUCCAUCCGGAAAGGCUGACUUAAAUCCAAACCAAUCUUCAAAACUCCAUCGAGUCUGCGAUUCAUGUAAAAAUUCAUUAGGAUACUCGGGACAAAGAUCUAAUAGUUUAACUGCGUCGAUUACCUCGGGCGUUUCAUUUAUGCAUAAUCAUCAGAGGCGACCAAGUACUAGCUCAAUGAGCCACUGCCCGGCUUGCUCUGAGCCGCUGAGUAAUUUUCCUGGUGGCCAAGACGAGCAUAUUCGGACGUGUUUUGAAAAUAAUAGAAAUGGAAAUAACGUUAACGGUUUCAAAUAUGUGGGUGAGCAAGCCACUUUUUGUGCUUAA
Molecule: messenger RNA, 1134 nt
Organism: Ambispora leptoticha
Lineage: Eukaryota; Fungi; Glomeromycota; Glomeromycetes; Archaeosporales; Ambisporaceae
Source: the annotation of a GenBank genome assembly